Metarhizium album ARSEF 1941 is the source of this 2481-nucleotide messenger RNA. Its product is annotated as peroxisomal ABC transporter. Gene Ontology annotation, molecular function: ABC-type transporter activity; ATP binding; ATP hydrolysis activity. Gene Ontology annotation, cellular component: peroxisomal membrane. The record is from RefSeq and is a predicted model, not a curated record. The transcript is spliced from 4 exons. Gene Ontology annotation, biological process: long-chain fatty acid import into peroxisome; fatty acid beta-oxidation; peroxisome organization. Bases 1 to 2481 code for a protein of 826 amino acids. NCBI's taxonomy places the organism in Eukaryota, Fungi, Ascomycota, Sordariomycetes, Hypocreales, Clavicipitaceae.
AUGGCCGCACAGUCCAAUCUCAGACGGACGGCAGCCGAGGACGCCUUGGCUGCCUUCGUCGACAAAUGGACAUGUGCUGCGCGGUCUAGGUUUCGCGCAACUUCUCGAGUCACUCGAAUUCUCGCCACUAUUGCCCUCACUCUCACCGUAGUUCUCGGCGGCGAGGGUUGCCGACGACGAUGGAAGCGGAAACACCAAGAGCGAGAACAGGGCCGCAAGUUGGUCCGGACGAAUUCGUGGCUUCACAACGAAGAUGGCUCCCGGACCAUUUACGUGCCCUACAAAAAUGGAACUUCCAAGGUCACCAUCAACACUACAAAGCCCCUGACAUUCGAAGCUCACCGUCGCCUGUUCCUUAACCCACCGCGGGUAUCCGGCCUGGGCGACGGCACUGUUCCCUCGGCCCAGACGAAGCCCGGCCUCAACUUGGCCUUUUUGCACCAGUUCCUGAGCCUUCUGAGCAUUGUGAUACCGCGAUGGUCAAGUAAGGAAGCAGGCCUGCUUCUAAGCCAUGCCAUCUUUCUGAUGCUUCGAACAUAUCUGUCUCUUAUUGUCGCACGCUUGGACGGUGAACUGGUCCGCGACUUGGUUGCUGGAAAUGGAAAGGCCUUUCUCUGGGACAUUGUCAAGUGGUGCAGUCUAGGCGGGUUUGCAUCAUAUACCAAUGCCAUGAUCAAAUUCUUGGAAUCCAAGGUGUCGAUCGCUUUCCGCACACGCCUCACCCGAUAUAUCCACGACUUGUACUUGAACGAGAACCUUAAUUACUAUAAGCUUCACAACCUGGAUGGUGGUGUCGGCCACGGGGCGGAUCAGUUUGUCACGCAGGACCUAACACUGUUCUGUGCAGCCGCUGCUAACUUGUACUCCUCUCUCGGGAAGCCUUUCGUGGAUUUGUGCGUCUUCAGCUUUCAGCUCUAUCGCUCCCUCGGCCCGCUAGCUCUGUCAGGCUUGAUGAGCAAUUAUUUCCUCACAGCAAGCAUUCUCCGUAGACUCUCCCCGCCCUUUGGAAAACUCAAGGCAGUUGAAGGACGCAAGGAGGGCGACUUCCGAAGUCUCCACGCACGGUUGAUUGCCAACGCCGAAGAAGUUGCCUUUUACGGUGGCGCCGACACCGAGAAGACUUUUUUGAACAAGGAAUACAAGUCUCUCAAGAGCUGGAUGGAGGGCAUCUACAUGCUCAAGAUUCGCUAUAAUAUCUUGGAGGAUUUCAUUCUCAAGUACAGCUGGAGUGCCUACGGCUAUCUGCUCGCCUCACUACCCGUUUUCCUCCCGGCCUGGGGUGGAAUUGGCGGUGCUGCUGAAAUGGUCGACAACCCCGAGAAAGGCGGGCGGGAGCGUAACCGAAUGAAGGACUUCAUCACUAAUAAGAGACUUAUGCUGUCCCUAGCUGACGCCGGUGGCAGGAUGAUGUACUCUAUCAAGGAUUUGUCAGAGCUUGCUGGGUACACUAGCCGAGUGUACACCCUGAUCUCUACUCUUCAUCGCGUGCACGCGAACGCAUAUUACCUUCGCAGCGGACAAAACGAGCUCUACUCGUUGUCAGACGUACAAGGAACUAUUCAAAAGGGGUUUGAUGGCGUCCGAUUCGAGCACGUGCCGGUUGUUGCCCCGGGCCUGUGGCCGCAGGGGGGAGACGAGUUGUUGGACUCAUUAUCGAUGAUUGUUCGUAAUGGGGAGCAUCUUCUGAUAUCUGGUCCGAAUGGUGUAGGAAAGACUGCGAUUGGCCGCAUUUUGGCAGGUUUGUGGCCAGUGUACCGAGGCUUGGUCAGUCGACCGAAGAACAUUGGGCAAGAUGGAAUCAUGUUCUUGCCGCAACGGCCUUACCUCAGCCCCGGAACUUUACGUGAUCAGGUCAUUUAUCCUGACGGUCACGCUGACAUGAAAGAAAAACGCAAGUCGGAAGUGGAACUCCAAAGGAUCCUGGAAGAAGCGAAGCUGGGCUAUCUCCCUGACCGUGAGGGCGGCUGGGACACAAGAAAGGAGUGGAAAGAUGUGCUCAGCGGGGGUGAAAAGCAGAGAAUGCAAUUUGCUAGGCUGCUCUAUCACGAGCCUCAGUACGCCAUUAUUGAUGAGGGCACCAGCGCAGUGUCAAGCGACGUGGAAGGCCUUUUGUACGAGACGUGCAAAGAAAAGGGCAUCACCCUCAUUACGAUAUCAACCCGAGCAUCACUGAAGAAAUAUCACACAUUCAACCUGAUGUUCGGCAUGGGCGACAACGGCGACGAAUGGGAAUUUGAGCGAAUCGGCACGGAGCGUGAGAAGAUGCAGGUUGAGAAGGAAGUACAGGAACUUCGCGAGCGCCUGGCAGAGGUUGAUGAAUUGAAGAAGCGACGCGAUGAGAUUGAGCUGGAGCUUGCCUCGGUGUGGACGGACAAGGGAGAAAGUCUGGCCGCACCUGAAGACACGCAGGAGGGAGAGGAAACCGAGCCAGCUAAGACCGAGUCGCAGCAGGAGCAGGAGCAGCAAGAUGCCACGGAAUAG